Scutellospora calospora is the source of this 122-nucleotide messenger RNA. Lineage: Eukaryota; Fungi; Glomeromycota; Glomeromycetes; Diversisporales; Gigasporaceae. The record is from the annotation of a GenBank genome assembly.
GGGAUGGGCGAGAAUUAACCGGACUUAUCAUGAAUGAACCGAUUAAUUUAACCAAAUAUAGAAGAACCAAGGAUGAAAGUCAUGGUCGGAGCGUGGAUAGUGGUAAUGCUAUAAUAUGGUAA